UCACAACUAGCAAAGCAUAUCAUCACCUAGCUAGGAAUUUGAAGCUUUUCAUAACACAAAAAUCAGUUUCCAAAUCAUGUCAACUACUACUGCAGCAGCCAUGACUCGGGUUGGCACUGUUUUAGCCAUCGUUUUUUUACUUUCUGGUAUAGCAUAUGCAGCAGCCUCGAAUACAUGUUCUAGUUAUGGAGGGAUGAGUGAAAAUGAUAAUGCAACUUCAUGCUCCGACGUUAUCACCAAGCUUACACCCUGCCUGCCUUUCGUACAAGGAAAGGAGGACAAGCCAUCCACGCAGUGUUGUGGAGGUGCUAAGGAGGUGGUUACCGCCGCCAAAUCCAAACAAGAUCGACAAGCUAUAUGCGAGUGCAUUAAGACAGCAGGAUCAUCGGCCGGCAAAAUCGAGCCUUCUCGCAUUACUCAACUUGUCAAGGAUUGUGGUCUCAAAAUCAACCUCCCUCCUAUUAGCAGUCACACAGACUGCUCUAAGGUAUCUUUCUAUCAUGAAGGGUGAUCAUAAUUAAAUCCACUAGGAGA
This is a messenger RNA of Juglans microcarpa x Juglans regia, 534 nucleotides long. Its product is annotated as non-specific lipid-transfer protein A-like. The coding region runs from base 77 to 511 and encodes 144 amino acids. The record is from RefSeq and is a predicted model, not a curated record. The transcript has 2 exons. Gene Ontology annotation, biological process: lipid transport. Gene Ontology annotation, molecular function: lipid binding. Gene Ontology annotation, cellular component: membrane. Lineage: Eukaryota; Viridiplantae; Streptophyta; Magnoliopsida; Fagales; Juglandaceae.